Molecule: messenger RNA, 3293 nt
Organism: Phymastichus coffea
Lineage: Eukaryota; Metazoa; Arthropoda; Insecta; Hymenoptera; Eulophidae
Gene: qless
Product: all trans-polyprenyl-diphosphate synthase PDSS1
Exons: 8
Coding region: 307-1518 (403 amino acids)
Biological process (GO): ubiquinone biosynthetic process; isoprenoid biosynthetic process
Cellular component (GO): transferase complex; mitochondrion
Molecular function (GO): prenyltransferase activity
Source: RefSeq, a predicted model, not a curated record
AGGUAGCGGCGGCGGCGGCUAUAGGCCCCAGGAAGGGGUUCGUAUUCACAUAGCAAGGAAAGCAGACGGCCAGGAGCUGGAGCCUCAAGCUCGGCGCGAGCGCGCUCGACGAUUGAUUCUCGAGUAGAGAGCUGCGAGAGCGAGAGCUGGCAGUAGGCGGUCGGAGAGCGAGUCAGCUGCAAUAGAGAAGCGAGCACGACUGAAGGGAAAACGCAGAAAGCGGCGCGCGGUGGGGACCAGUGGAACUCUCGAAAGUCGUCCGAGUGAGUCGGUUGGGCUCGCAGUCGGCUCACUGCACUUUUCGCCAUGGCGUGUUUAGGCUCGAGUCGGCUCUGUGCCCGUGCGGAGAAACUGUGCCAGUUGCGCCGAAACCUCACCACCUCGGCCAGCUUGCGCCGCGAGCUUGACAACCCCCAGGCCGCCCUCUCAACCAGGCUCAUCCAACGCUGCCAGAUGAGCACUGGCAACGAGCACUGCGCCAGCCUGGCUCGGGCGAUGAGCUCGAUGCAGACGCAGCAGCCGGGCUCUCUGGCGGACUACCGAGUGGAGCCCUACCAGCUGCUCGAGGACGACCUGAAGGACGUCUACGAGGACAUCAGACAGGAGCUGGUGGGCAACACAACGAACGACCAAUUGAGGACGAUAGCUACCUACUACUUCAGUGGCCAGGGCAAGGCACUCCGACCCAUGGUCGCGAUACUCAUGGCUAGGGCCGUCAACUACCACAGACAGAGCAACAAUCUCUUGGCGUCGCAGCGGCAGGUGGCGAUGAUUGCCGAGAUGAUCCACAGCGCCUCCCUCAUCCACGACGACGUGAUCGACCAGUCGGACUUUCGCCGAGGGAAGCCGUCCAUCAACGCGCUCUGGAGCCAGAAGAAGGUGACGAUGGCUGGCGACUUCAUUCUCGCUGUUGCCUCAAUGAUGAUUGCUCGUCUCCGAAACGACGAUGUCACUUUAACGCUCAGCCAGGUCGUCACGGACUUGGUUCAGGGCGAGUUUAUGCAGCUGGGCUCCAAGGAGACGGAGAACGAGCGAUUCGCCCAUUAUCUCACCAAAACCUACAGAAAAACCGCCAGCCUGCUGGCCAAUUCGGCGAAAGCGGUUACCAUGCUCGCUGGCGCCGACGAACGCCUAGCAGAGGUAGCUUUCCAAUACGGACGAAACAUCGGAUUAGCUUUCCAACUUGUCGAUGAUUUGCUGGAUUUUAUAUGCUCGUCCGAGGCACUGGGAAAGCCGACGGCGGCUGAUUUGAAGCUGGGCCUGGCUACUGCGCCAGUACUUUUCGCUUGCGAACGAUAUCCCGAGUUGAACCCAAUGAUAAUGCGUCGUUUUCAAGAGCCAGGUGACGUCGAGAAGGCCUUCGAGCUCGUCCACAAGUCUCAAGGACUGGAACAGACCAAGUUCUUGGCGAAAAAGCAUUGUGUAGAAGCAAUCAGGCUUGCCCAGACUUUAGCCGACAGCCCUUACUCUAAAGGCUUGGUCGUGGUCAGUGAUCUGGUUAUAAACCGUACCAAGUAAUCAACGUUUCAUACCGAUAAAAGACAGCAUUCAACGUACUAUCUGAACAUGAAAAUAAAACGACCAAGUUCUGUUGGAGGCAAAGAUCAACAACAAAACGUAAUGUAGGAAAUAGCCGCUUGAAACACGCAAACAUAUUGGAAAAUGCUAGAGAAAGACUUUUAAUGAGAAUGGGAGAGUGUACAUGAAAAGUUGAUUGAUCGAAAUGGACAAAGAUCAUUUUAUUAAUGAAAAGCAAUAAAGACAUUCAAAACACCGAUAAUAGGAUCCUAAGAAACAAUACUAAAACUGAAAAUUAAGACCGUACAAUUAUACAUAAUUACGUAUGACGAUCACAACAGUAAAGUAUCAAUGGACAAAGUGCCUAGAUUAAAUACAACACUGUAAAUAUCAAACAAGUUCAGACUCAUAGAAUAUAUGCUAACCAUACAUGUGUUAACACGCGAGCACAAUUUUCAUUUAUCAAAUUGUCACGUGUGCUCUCUGUAAAUGGAUUUGCUCAAUCGCUUACUUUCAUAUGAAAACACCGAUUGCAUGUGAAAUUAAGUUAAAGAAAAUUUAUGCAGGAGGCAUAUUAAAACAAACUCACAAGUCUAUUACGUGCUUGGCAAGCAUCCGUUCAUAAUAUUUACAAUUACAGACAUUAAUUAAUUCAUUAGCUAGAACCUUAAGGAUUUCUCAGAAAGAUCAUGAAGGACUUGGGAAAAUACAUUACAUUAUUAGUUGUAUGCGUUGAAGCCAGUUAAUUUUCCAUAACGUACACCAUUCUUACUAUUUUUUAUUUAUUCAUCUUGUUCUCGUUUUUAUUUUACUUUCAAAAAUGUGUUUUCUCAAGUGUUUCGAGGCUCGACAUUUAUACUCUAAGAUAUCUGUCGUAAGGUCUGUUUUAAAAAUAGAAAUUAAUUGAUUUUGUAAUAUAAAAUAAUGUCAUAAAGUUAUAUAUGUAUAAUGUUAUUGUUUAACUACAUUAUUACAAAUCAAUCGUAAAAUUAAUGAUCAAUAUGUUUAGCGUUAAGAAAUAACUUAUAUGUUUUCAUAUGGAUUUAAUGUAUAUACCUGAGAAAAUGUUGUCUGUGGUUAUACGAGCAGUUCCAAUGAUAUAAUGCCUUAAUUCGGCACGAAACCCCAUAAUCAAUAAAGCAGUUUUAUUUUUUACUGAUGUCAACAUUUCUAUGAGCAACAAAAUAGUAUUAGGAGCAUGCGUGGCAGUAGGAAUGAAGAAUUUAAGUGCGUGCAUUCUAAACGUUUAGUAAAAACAUUCGAACAUAACGCCGAAUUAUGCCGAAUUAUGGCACAUUUUUUGUGGAAUUGCUCAUAUAUUUACUUACUUUUCAGUACAGUAUAUAAAUAUGGUUUUGAUUAUAAAAAUGCAGUAUGAAACAUCAACACACAACUUCAGUUGAAUCAUGCUAGCACAUGAAUUUUAAAAGGUACUACAUUUUUAUGAGAUACCUGUUGAUUGUUAUGCACAGCGCGUACAAAUCUGAUUCACUUUCAAGCUUCAUUGAAUGAAGUUUCAAAUUCAUACCAAUUACUUUUUGAAAACGAUGCAGGUAAAAAAUUUUGUUGGCGAUUGUACAAGUCUGUAAAUAUUAGAUAGAUUAUAAAUAUUUUGCAAAGGACUGUUUCGCAGUCGCAAAUUAAUGGUGUGGGUGACCUGACUCAACGACUUUUACUAGUACGAAAGAUUAUUACUUUAUAAUAAUAAACGGUGACAAAAUUUUAUUCGAUAAAGUCAUUGUUAUACAUUGUAUGUAAAUUAAUCUCUUUUUAAU